Molecule: messenger RNA, 1870 nt
Organism: Wasmannia auropunctata (little fire ant)
Lineage: Eukaryota; Metazoa; Arthropoda; Insecta; Hymenoptera; Formicidae
Gene: ric8a
Product: synembryn-A
Exons: 10
Coding region: 185-1783 (532 amino acids)
Biological process (GO): G protein-coupled receptor signaling pathway
Cellular component (GO): cytoplasm
Molecular function (GO): guanyl-nucleotide exchange factor activity; G-protein alpha-subunit binding
Source: RefSeq, a predicted model, not a curated record
GUUAACCCGUGUUCCUUGCUCGUCCAAUGGGAGUUAAAAGCAUUAAAAAAAAAAAGGAUCAGCUGUCAAACUAUACGCAGAGCUCCGGUAUAGAUUCGGAUGAAUUUACUGUCUAACGCCUAACAUUAUGAAAUAAAAUAUACAAUACUAUUUGAAGGGUGUUCGCUACUGAACUAAAGUCGACAUGGAGGAGGCUAAUAUGGACAGAUUGAUUCCGAAAUUGAUCUCCGGUACUUACGAAGAAUUCUGUAAAAAUAUUGUUGUGUUUCUAAAAGUUUAUGAUAAAAAGACCAGUUUUGAAGAGCUGGAUAGUACCUGUUUACGAGAGAAGCUAUGGAAGAAAUUAUUUUAUUACUUAACAGAUUAUGUUCGUACAGACCAACAUCAUCAUUGCUUGGCUGCUUUGAGGAUACUAAGCCGCGACAAAACUAACUUAAACGACUUGAUUACUGACGAUGUAAUAAAAAUUGUAUUACAAAAUGCAGGCUUGACAAAAAUAUGCGAAGGAGAACAGAUCACGUGUACAAUCGUUACAAUAGAAUCGCUGAAAUUGCUGUGCAACUUAUUAUUUAAUAGCGUAAAAGUGCAACAGUCGAAAAUAUUAAUAUCUUCUUUGCCUUAUCUCAUCGAUCGGAUUAAAAAUUAUACGAAUGAUGUUUCUCACGAUGUCAAACUAUUUGAUAUGAGAUUACUGUUUUUACUCACUGCACUGAAUACAUCCACGAGAGACAUAGUCAAAACGGAUUUGUGCGGUGAUGUGUGUCUCAUUAAAAUAAUAGAGGAAUUUGUAACACGAAAUCAGAAUAAGGAAAUAACUAUAAUUGAGAGUGAGGAGAUAACGAUAGUCUGUGAAGUUUUGAAAGUUCUAUUUAAUUUAUAUAUACACUCGGAUGAUGUCGGAGUUGAGGACAGAGAGAAAUAUAAGAACUUAAUGUUAAUCUUGUAUAAAUUGUUAACUCUUAAAUACUCAGUGCAACAAGAUGAUCUUGAAAGUCAUGUCAUCAAUCUGUUGACCGUGAUACCAUAUAGCUGUUAUACACCAAUUAUACAAGCCGUUGACCGCAUGGAUCGCAAAAAUGUAUACCAAAAUAUGAAUAUGAGCGCCAUAUGCGUUUUAGUUAGAUUUUUAGAUAAAAGAUUAGAUUGUAAAACACAUUUACUAGAAAACUUUUCUCCAAUACUUACUGCGCUGGUCAGACUUGUCAAAUCAGAGAGGAUUAUUCGUAAAUACGUAAGAUUGCAGAUUCUACCUCCAUUAAAGGAUGUCAUGAAUCGCCCUGAAGAGGGGACCACAUUAAGAGCUAAGUUGUGCAAAUUACUAACAUCGCCUAUCACGGAAUUGCGCGAUCUAGUUGCAGAACUUUUGUUUGUUCUUUGUAAAGAAAAUGUUAGCCGUAUGGUGAAAUAUACUGGAUACGGAAAUGCGGCGGGAAUGUUUGCCACCAAAGGAUUAUUAGGGCGUAGCCAGGUGGAAACAGCUUAUUCUUCUGAAUCGGAAGACAGCGAAACGGAAGAAUAUCAGAAAUAUAAAGAACAGAUAAACCCGGUAACCGGAUGUUUCGAGCAUCCCAAGCCAGAUCCGCUUGAAGGCAUGACGGAGGAGCAAAAGGAAUAUGAAGCUUUAAAAUUAAUAAAUCUGGUUGAUAAAUUAACGAGAGAGGGAGUCGUGCGUCCUUGCCGCAUCGGCGACGAUGGGAAGCCAGAACCGAUAGAACACGUUCUCGAGCUGCAGAACGAGUUAUCGAAACAGCAGUACGGCAGAGAGGACUCAGACUCCGAAUAAUAUGUUAUAUAUCUCCAAAAUACAGGACGAUCUGUAUAUGUAUAUAUAUAAAUGUAUCUUUCCGAAUAAAGAUAUUCGAGUCGAAAA